This is a messenger RNA of Homalodisca vitripennis (glassy-winged sharpshooter), 1365 nucleotides long. Its product is annotated as venom serine carboxypeptidase-like. Gene Ontology annotation, molecular function: serine-type carboxypeptidase activity. Gene Ontology annotation, biological process: proteolysis. The transcript has a single exon. The coding region runs from base 1 to 1365 and encodes 454 amino acids. The record is from RefSeq and is a predicted model, not a curated record. Lineage: Eukaryota; Metazoa; Arthropoda; Insecta; Hemiptera; Cicadellidae.
AUGUGUUUAAGAAUAAUAGUUAUAGCGUGUGGUUUAGUCAAGCUCUCGACUGAGUAUGAGAACUCUUCAGCUCCAUUGAUCCUUACUCCGUACUUGAAACAAGGAGAUAUAUACACUGCAAGAAACUUAUCCAAGGUCUCUCCAGACAUAGGGAACGUCACUAGUUAUGCUGGAUACUUCACCGUGGACGAAGCAUGUGACAACAAUCUAUUCUUCUGGUUCUUCCCCGCCGAGUGUUAUUGGCUGGAAGUUCCAGUGCUACUCUGGCUGCAGGGUGGUCCAGGUGGCUCCUCUAUGUAUGGACUGUUCGAGGAGGUGGGUCCCUUCAAUAGUCUCUCCGACGGUUUAAAACGUAGAAAUUAUUCUUGGAGUAACAUUAGCAACUUGCUCUUCAUUGACAAUCCUGCAGGCGCAGGUUUCAGUUACUCGACUCUUCGCUGCUUCGCGAAUAACAUUCCGACUAUCAGUGAACAGUUGUACUCGGCUCUUCUGCAGUUCUUUCACAUGUUUCCGGAGCUACGAAAGAACAAGUUUUUCCUCACCGGGGAAUCCUUUGCAGGACACUACAUUCCACCCUUGGCUGCACUCAUCGACAAGAAGAACGACCAAUGUGAGACUCCUAUGAAUCUGAAAGGUGUCAUGAUCGGGAAUCCACUCAUGAAACUGGACUGUCAUGAUUACGGAAGUUUCUUGUACCAAGUAGGUAUAGCUGAUGACAAGUUACGGGACGAUCUCUACAUAUAUCAAGAGAGGCUAAAGAGGCACGUGGCAGAAGGAAACUACACGGCUGCAAACAGCGACUGGUAUUACAUGCUGAACGAUCUGAUAAACAACAGAACACAACAGCCAAGUAGAUUCAACAUUCUUACUGAGCCUCCAGAUCCAAGCAAUUACAUGGAGUUUCUUAAUUCAACUGAAACGAGAAUGGCGAUUCACGUGGGGAACGUGAAUUUUUCAGACACAAACUGGGACGUGUAUAACGCUUUGAUACCUACAAUUGCCCAGUCGUUCGCUCCGGACGUCGAGUACCUACUGUCUACAGGGAAGUAUAUAGUAGGGAUGUACAGUGGACAGUUAGAUAUCAUCUGCAUGUACUCGUCCACCGUGUGUAUUCUACGUGGACUCCAGUGGGCAGGGAGAGAAGAGUACCUCAACGCUACCAGACAGAUAUGGUAUCUGCACGACCAGGUAGUAGGAUGGUACAAGACUGCGGGUAAUCUAUUGCUGGAUAUAUUGAUCAAGGACUCAGGACACUCGGUACCUCACUACAAACCGGAAGUUGCCUACACCAUGAUCGAUUCCGUUAUUUCUGCGGAACCUGGUGUUAAUCCACUCUGGAAAUUUCAAAAUUCUAGUAACUCAUGA